Messenger RNA from Aricia agestis (brown argus), 3829 nucleotides. It is a transcript of the gene alpha-Cat, whose product is annotated as catenin alpha. NCBI's taxonomy places the organism in Eukaryota, Metazoa, Arthropoda, Insecta, Lepidoptera, Lycaenidae. Gene Ontology annotation, biological process: cell migration; cell-cell adhesion. Gene Ontology annotation, cellular component: catenin complex; adherens junction. The transcript is spliced from 25 exons. Gene Ontology annotation, molecular function: cadherin binding; beta-catenin binding; actin filament binding. The coding region runs from base 158 to 2935 and encodes 925 amino acids. The record is from RefSeq and is a predicted model, not a curated record.
CCUUGGUCAAUAGUUGAUUGUGUUUUUUAUCAAAAUAUUACUUAAAUUUGCGUUAAAAUUUAUAAUAAGUGUGUGUAAUAGUGCUAUUUCUGUAUAAAUCCGUGUCAUAUACCAAAGGUUCCACGAGCUUACGCCGGAUUAUCAUAUAAAUCGAGAAAUGGCUACUAUGACUGAUCCCUACGGAACCACUGGGACUCUCUCCCUAAAGUGGGACCCCAAAAACCUGGAGAUCCGGACCAUGUCGGUGGAGCGAACCCUGGAGCCACUAGUGCUGCAAGUGACAACUCUUGUUAAUAGCAAGGAUAAGGCUGCUAAAAAGAAAAGACCUGGUAAGUCCAAGAGAGCAAGUGCACUUGUUGCUACAGUGGAGCGUGCUACGGAAAUCUUCAUAGAGCGUGGCCAGACCAUCGCAUAUGAGAAUCCGGAGAUAACUCAGGAGAUGCUCGCCGCUGUGGAGGAAGUGAGGAAGGCUGGUGCGGCGAUGAGCGUCGCGGCGCGCGAGUUCUCGGACGAGCCGUGCGCGUCGUCGGUGCGGUCGGGCAUGGUGCGGGCGGCGCGCGCGCUGCUCUCCGCCGUCACGCGCCUGCUCAUCCUGGCCGACAUGGUCGACGUGCACCUGCUGCUGAGCGACCUGCGCACCGUCGAAAAAGACCUCGACAAGUUGAAAGCGGCAUCCUCUCAAUCUGAGCUGGUGGAGUCCGCUCGUCAGUUCGGCCGGUCCGCGCAGGAGUUGGCCGCGCAGGCUGCUAAGCGGCAGAAGGAGUUAAAGGAGCCCCGCAUGAAGGAUGAACUGGCCGCUGCGAGAGCCGUGCUGAAGAAGCACUCUACUAUGCUGCUCACUGCUUCCAAGGUGUACGUGCGUCACCCGGAGCUGGCGGCGGCGAAGGCGAACCGCGACUUCGUCCUGCGCGCCGUGUGCUCCGCCGUCGACACCAUCUCCGCCGUCGCGCAGGGCCGCCCGCUGCCCGCCGUCCCCGGUAACAACCGCGUCCCGAUCGAAGGCCCCGGCGAGUUAGCCCAAGCUCUCGACGAUUUUGAUGAGCGCAUGGUAAUGGAGCCGCUGGCGUACUCGGAGCUGCGCACGCGGCCCUCGCUGGAAGAGCGUCUGGAGUCCAUCAUCUCCGGCGCCGCGCUCAUGGCCGAUAGCUCCUGCACCAGGGACGAGCGUCGCGAGCGCAUCGUGGCGGAAUGUAACGCGGUGCGUCAGGCGCUGCAGGAUCUCCUGCACGAGUACAUGAGCAAUGCCGGUCGCGCCGAGCAGUCGGAGGGUCUGGAGCGCGCUCUGGAGCAGAUGUGCCGCAAGACGCGCGACCUGCGCCGACAGCUGCGGAAGGCGGUCGUCGAUCAUGUCUCCGACAGUUUCCUGGAGACGAACGUGCCUCUGCUGGUGCUGAUGGAGGCGGCGCGGAACGGCAACGAGAAGGAGGUGGAGGAGUACGCCCUCGUCUUCACCGAGCACGCCAACAAACUCGUCGAGGUGGCGAAUUUGGUGUGUUCGAUGUCCAACAACGAGGAUGGAGUGAAGAUGGUCCGCCACGCCGCCUCGCAGAUCGAGGCUCUUUGCCCCCAGGUUAUAAACGCAGCCCGCGUGCUUGCGGCACGUGUACGCUCGCGCGUCGCUCAGGAGAACGCGGGUGCGUUCGCGCGCGCCUGGGAGGCCGCCGUGCGCCUGCUCACUGACGCCGUCGACGAUAUCACCACUAUUGAUGACUUCCUUGCUGUCAGCGAGAACCACAUCCUGGAGGACGUGAACAAGUGCGUGGUGGCGCUGCAGGAGGGCGACCCCGACUCGCUCGAGCGCACCGCCGGUGCCAUACGCGGACGCGCCUCGAGGGUGUGCUCAGUGGUGACUCAGGAGAUGGACAACUACGAGCCCUGCAUCUACACCAAGCGGGUUCUGGAGGCGGUCACCGUGCUGAGAGAUCAAGUGAUGUCGAAAUUCGCCGUUCGCGUGGACGCCGCUGUGUCUGCGCUCGGCGGCGGCACCGGCGCUGGCCUCGACGAGAACGACUUUAUCGACGCCUCCCGUCUGGUGUAUGACGCCGUGCGCGAGAUCAGACGCGCUGUGCUCAUGAAUAGGACCAGCGACGAUCUGGACACGGACACGGAGUUCGAGCCGGUUGAAGACAUGACCAUGGAGACGAGGAGCCGAUCGAGCGCACAUACUGGGGAGCACGGCGUCGACGAGUAUCCUGAUAUCAGCGGUAUCACUAAUGCUAGGGAAGCCAUGCGCAAGAUGACGGAGGAGGACAAGCGCAAGAUCCUGCAGCAGGUGGAGCUGUUCCGUCGGGAGAAGAUGACGUUCGACAACGAGGUGGCGAAGUGGGACGACGCCGGCAACGACAUCAUCAUGCUCGCCAAACACAUGUGCAUGAUCAUGCUCGAGAUGACCGACUUCACCAGAGGCCGCGGACCGCUCAAAACCACAAUGGAUGUGAUCAACGCUGCCAAGAAGAUCUCCGAAGCCGGCACCAAACUCGACAAGCUCACCAGGGAGAUCGCUGAACAGUGCCCCGAGUCGUCGACCAAGCAGGAUCUGCUGGCGUACCUGCAGCGUAUAGCCCUCUACUGCCACCAGAUACAGAUCACCAGCAAGGUGAAGGCCGACGUCCAGAACAUCUCCGGCGAGCUCAUUGUCAGCGGGUUGGACAGCGCCACGUCUCUCAUCCAGGCGGCUAAGAAUCUAAUGAACGCUGUCGUCCUCACCGUAAAGGCUUCCUACGUCGCCUCUACUAAAUACACUCGACAGGGCACAAUCGCUAAUAACUACUCGCCAAUAGUGGUGUGGCGCAUGAAGGCCCCGGAGAAAAAGCCGCUGAUCCGGCCGGAGCGGCCCGAGGAGGUCCGCGCGAAGGUGCGCCGCGGCAGCCAGAAGAAGCAGCCGAGCCCCGUGCACGCGCUCGCCGAGUUCCAGAACCCGGCCGACGCCGUCUAGAUAAUUAACGGACGGCACGGUGAAACGUAUUUAUUGAUAUUAGUUUUAAUUCCUAAGUAUUACGACGGCUCACUCUUAUAUUUUGUCUGCGUACACUCCCGGCAACGUGGAUAUUGUAUGAAGUUUUUUCUCAUUGAUAAAAAAACCAUAAAAUAUGUCCCAGGCAGUACUAAAAAAGAUAUUACUCAAUCUACUUGUGCCAGAUUGGGUUAAUUCAUAGUUAAAUAUCAUGCUAUCACAUAAGGUGAGUUUCCAAUCCUUGCCUCAAGCGACAGCGACCGACAAAAAUUAAAAGCUAUAGCCUAGUUCAUAAAGUGGCAUUUUAUUAGAUUUAUUUUUGUCGUCGCGUUCUCGAAUAAAUGUAAUAUCGGAAUAAUGGAAAGUCGUACCUUUACAUUUAUCAAAAAGAGAGGUCGCUAGUGGCCUAAGUAAAAGUUUCGGUAUUACUUUUCAGUAUUAUUUCUUGCAUUUAAUAUUACGUUCAGUGCGUUUUAAUAUAGGAAACAACUUCAUACGAUGUCUUGUUAAUCUUGCCAUAUAAAAUAUGUAUAUGAACAUUUAUGUCCGCCUAUAGCGAAUUGCGAAAUUCAUAUAGAAAUUAGAUGGCGCUUAACAUGCUGCAUAUUAUGUGAAAUAAUAAUUGUAUUACUCAAAACAUGUAGUUGCGACGAACUUAAAAUUUUGGGUGCAUGUUUAGUUCCAAUGUUGUUUCAAGUUCCAAGGAGUGUUUCCAAAAUUCCAAUAAAAUUGAUUACAGUAAAAAUGCUACAGUAAGCAAGUGUCGUUUUCACAUUACGGUAACGACAGAUAGGAAGAUCCUGAAAGAUAUUAACGUGGUCGUACUGUAUUUUAAUGAUUUAAUUUAAUUGCUUGAAGAUAUUUUUUGUAACGAGA